UGGCAGCAGCCGCGCGUUUGGAGAGGUAAUGUAGGCAUUUCAGUUAGACAAGAGAGAGGAACCAGGCAUGUCAGCUCUUUGUCCACCACCAUCUCCUGCAGUUGCUAAGACAGAGAUCUCUUUGAAUGGCGAGUCACCAUUAUUAGCUGCCACUUUUGCUUACUGGGACAACAUUCUUGGCCCCCGAGUGCGGCAUAUCUGGGCUCCAAAGACAGAACAGGUACUUCUCAGUGAUGGCGAAAUAACUUUUCUCGCUAACCACACCCUGAAUGGAGAAAUACUUCGGAAUGCAGAAAGUGGCGCAAUAGACGUGAAGUUCUUUGUUUUGGCCGAGAAAAGGGUAAUCAUUGUGUCAUUAAUCUUCGAUGGAAACUGGAACGGAGACAGAAGCACAUAUGGACUAUCAAUUAUACUUCCACAAAGUGAGCUUGGUUUCUACUUGCCACUUCACAGAGUAUGCGUGGAUAGGUUAACACAUAUUAUAAGGAAAGGAAGGAUAUGGAUGCAUAAGGAGAGGCAAGAACAUUUCCAGAAGAUUGUCUUGGAAGGCACAGAGAGAAUGGAGGAUCAGGGUCAGAGCAUCAUUCCAAUGCUGACAGGAGAAGUCAUUCCUGUAAUGGAACUCCUUUCAUCUAUGAAAUCCCACAGUGUUCCAGAAGAAAUAGAUAUAACUGACACAGUGCUAAAUGAUGAUGACAUUGGGGAUAGUUGCCAUGAAGGCUUUCUCCUCAAUGCAAUUAGUUCACACCUGCAGACCUGUGGUUGUUCAGUAGUCGUAGGAAGCAGUGCAGAAAAAGUUAAUAAGAUUGUGAGGACAUUGUGCCUGUUUCUCACACCAUCUGAGCGAAAGUGUUCCAGACUCUGUAGAAGUGAAUCCUCUUUCAAAUAUGAGUCAGGACUUUUUGUUCAAGGCUUACUCAAAGAUGCAACAGGAAGCUUUGUGUUGCCCUUCCGUCAAGUAAUGUAUGCCCCGUACCCUACUACACAUAUAGAUGUGGAUGUCAAUACGGUGAAGCAGAUGCCCCCUUGUCAUGAGCACAUCUAUAACCAACGACGAUACAUGAGAUCUGAGCUGACAGCAUUUUGGAGAGCUAAUUCAGAUGAAGAAAUGUCUCAAGAUCAUAUUAUCCACACAGAUGAAAGUUUCACACCUGAUUUAAAUGUCUUUCAAGAUAUUGUGCAUAGAGAUACAUUAGUAAAAGCCUUCCUGGAUCAGAUCUUUCACCUGAAGCCUGGCUUGUCUCUAAGAAGUACUUUCCUUGCACAAUUUCUGCUUGUCCUUCAUAGGAAAGCGUUAACUUUAAUAAAGUACAUAGAGGAUGACACGCAAAAAGGCAAAAAACCUUUUAAGUCUCUUCGUAGCUUAAAGAUUGAUCUUGACUUGACAGCAGAGGGUGAUCUUAACAUAAUAAUGGCUUUGGCGGAGAAGAUUAAACCAGGUCUACACUCCUUUAUCUUUGGGAGGCCAUUCUACACUAGUGUACAAGAACGUGACAUGCUCAUGACAUUUUAAAGUCUUCCCUGCAUCUGAUAUUGCAGUCCUGCAGAGCAUAAAAUCUGUCAGUGUGACCCCCACACUGGUGACAAGCAUUGAGGACUGAAGAUGAGGCAUUAGGAGCACAGUAACACUGAGGUGUGUCUCAAGCAGUAGGGGCCUUGUUAGAGGGAAUUUCAGCUUAGCUAGAUAAGCAUGAUUUUAAUUAAUUGCUCUCUUCUGUGUGUUUUUUUAAUUGUAAAUGUUCCCAGAGGGUUCUUGGCCAUAUUGGCUUAGUGGAUAAAGGUGAAUAUGUUUUGGUGUAUGAUAAAAGGAAACAUUUUAAUUUUUAUUGCCCAGAUACUUCUUUCAGGUGUGUGUCAGAUUUUCCCUGUUCUGUUGUGUCAGUAUUUUCUGUGUUUCCAUAGAAAAUAGUACUUAUCUCCUCUCUAACCAUGGGGGUUGCAGAAGAGCCACCUUCCAAGGGUUUCAGAGUUUUUAGAACUUAUGUAUGUUCUUAUUUGUUCUUAUGUAUGUGGUGCAAAUCUUAAAUAUGACUUUUACUUAUCUGCUUCUUUUAACACUACUUUCUCCUUCCUUUAGAGCAUUUAAACAUAUUUGGAAUUUUUAAUAUAUUACAAAGUGCUAUUUUGGGUGCAGACAAUUAAUAUUUGCAGCUUAAAUAGCAGUACAUUGCACGUGGGAAUUAGGUCAUUACUCAAGCGGCUUUGUACAUGUAAGUGCUAAGCAGGAUACCCUUAUGAUAUAUUUCUGGCCUGUCUUUCUGUGUGUAAACUACCACUGGUAUUUGCACUGUCAAUUUCAAUGAGGCUCAUAGAAUCAUUUAGAAUGGAAAAGAUCUUUAAGAUCAUUGAGUCCAACCAUUUAUCCAGAACUGCGAGGUCCACCAAUAAAUCUUUUUCCUGAGAGCCACAUCUACACAUUUUAAUUCUUCUAGGGGCAGUGAUUCCACUACCUGGGCACAUUGUUCCAAUGCUUGACAAAAUAUUCAGAUUAAAAUAUUAGACCCUUCCAAAGAACAUCAAGGUGAUAGCCAAGCUAAAAGAUAAAACGGUAUUUUUUUUUUCAUUUACAUCAUCAUUAAUAUAUUUAGCAAUCCUUAAUUUAAAGAUGUGCAUGGCUAUGAACUAAUGUGAUUAGCAUUUUAGUAAGUUAACUCCAGUCAUUAAUCUUACCUAUCUUCUUAGUUCAGCUUAGUGUAUCUCCAAUAGCUUGAAAAUCAAAACACAUUUUCUAUUGGUAUGUCUCAGCCUAUCUUUUUCAGUAGCAUCUUGAGCAGUAUGGUGUCAGGUUAAUCCAGACUUUUUUUUUUACCCAGAAAUCAGAGGUCCAUCUAUACUGCAUGUUGUUAAUCCAGACUUUUUUUUUUUUACCCAGAAAUCAUGGGUCCAUCUCUACUCUUUCUGGACAAGUAUAUGAAUUUAUUUGUGUCAUGUUUCAGCAUAAAGUCAUAACUCAAUAUGCUUUGGAAAAAUGAAAGAGCUGCAGUGAUUGGAGAAGCCAUGGGUGCUUUUUUGCUUACCUUGUUUAUAACUCUCCUUUGGAAAUAGGUUUCUGUUUUCAAGAUAGCUUUUUAGUAUUAUUUUCAUGCAGUGUGUCAGAAAAGUUAGAAGUUAGAUUCACAACUUUUCCUGAAAUGUCUAAUACUCAGAUUUUAAAAUAAAUAGUGUCCUUUGUUUAGAUGCCCAAAAUUCCCUUACAUUUCCUGAAAGACAAAGAUUCUCAGUCAAAUGUUUUGAGGCUCUAAAAGAUGUGAAAUUGAGCCCCACCUGCACAUCUUUUUUGUGAGUUUGCAUCAUCAGUGUUACCUGGUUGCAAAAGAACUGACAUUCUGUGCAGCCAUCUUUCUGCUGUACAUGCAUAUAGAACUCUAGCAGUAAGCUUGAUGAUUCACCAAAGGAACUUGUCAGAGUUACAUAAGUUACUUGUGCUGCGAUUCUGUUUGUCAUUCUACCACUACUGUUCCCUUCUGCAUUUUCAAUCAAGAUGUUAGAGCAUGAAUGUGCUUAAGUUGUUACUCUCAUGUCUGAAUAGUGAAAGAAAUGUAAUAAACACUGCCAAAACUUCUAAUGUAGAGGUUGUGUCAAAAUAUAAGAGCUUUAAAUCUGGUGAAAAUAAUCCUUUCAGCUUGAUAAGCAUUGGAAACUCAACACUGACGCUACUAACGGUCUUUUGUUUACUGAAGAUUCUGUUACUUUUUGAAGUUACUGAAAACUGGAAAUUCAAUUGCUACUUUUGUUGCACAGCUGUCACAAAUGCAGAAUGUAUAGUGAAGUACAUAGUUAAAUGCAUCUGCAUGUUGUGUUGUAAAUCUAGCUCAGGAAACAACAUAAUAAAAUUC
Molecule: messenger RNA, 3836 nt
Organism: Cinclus cinclus
Lineage: Eukaryota; Metazoa; Chordata; Aves; Passeriformes; Cinclidae
Gene: C9orf72
Product: C9orf72-SMCR8 complex subunit
Exons: 11
Coding region: 68-1513 (481 amino acids)
Biological process (GO): autophagy; endocytosis
Cellular component (GO): endosome; autophagosome
Molecular function (GO): guanyl-nucleotide exchange factor activity
Source: RefSeq, a predicted model, not a curated record